AUGGCAGGAGCGGCGUCCCCGGGGAACCCCGCGGGGCUCUCGGCCUCCCAGCGGCGGGCGGAGCUGCGGCGGAGGAAGCUGCUGAUGAACUCGGAGGAACGGAUCAACCGCAUCAUGGGCUUCCACCGGCCCGCGGGCGGGCAAGAUGACGAAAGUCACGUCGAAUCGAAACUUCAACACGAGCAAGAUAAAUCAAAUUCCCUUCCUCUUCCUUCUGUUUCUAAGAGAAUCGUGCUCGGUGAUUCUGUCUCUAACGUGUCCGGAUCGGCUGACCAUGCAGGCAGCCUGGGAGACCUCAAAGGGGAUAAGGACUUGUUCAGUAAAACUCCACAGCUUGUCAGUGAGGGUACAGGCGAGCUCCGUCACCGUAACAGAGGGGAGCUGCCAUCCGAAGCCACUGCACGGCCACCCAGGCAUGGAUUAGAGCAGUACUUAUCCAGAUUCGAUGAAGCUCUGAAGCUGAGGAACCAGCUGAUGAGUGAGAAGCCAAGCCAAGAGAACGGGAAUGCGGUGGAGGAGUUUGAUUCUUUCCGCAUUUUUAGAUUAGUGGGAUGUGCUCUGCUUGCCGUUGCAGUGAGGGCGUUUGUGUGCAAAUACUUGUCGAUAUUUGCACCAUUUCUUACUCUACAACUUGCAUACAUGGGACUAUCCAAGUACUUUCCAAAGAGUGAGAAGAAGGUGAAAACGACAGUACUAACUGCUGCUCUUUUACUGUCUGGAAUCCCUGCAGAAGUGAUCAGUCGCUCUAUGGACACCUACAGCAAAAUGGGAGAUGUUUUCACAGACCUCUGUGUCUAUUUCUUUACUUUUAUCUUUUGCCACGAACUUACUCUGUUCUUCGGCUCGGAAGUACCAUGAUGGCUGUAGAGUUCAAUGCAGUACUUAGACUAAAGCUUUCUGGUCUGUAUGCCUUUAACAUCUGACAGGUUGAAACCUUAGUUAAAAUUCUUUCCUGUUUUUGAAUGCUUGAAAGGAGCCUUAAAUCCAGUCAUUUGGGAGCUGGAACAGCAAGGUCCCAGGCUGCCAAUUUGGUUUAUUUAAAUACUGUGUCUGCCCACUAAAAAUGUGAAGAAUAGAAUGCAAGUGUUGCUGGAUGAUUUGUUUAGUAAGGUGAUGUCCUUCUCACCUCCUUCAUAAAAAUUUACAAAGCUACCAUUGUUCCUUCUGGUGAGAGCAAAGAGAAUUCCUUUCAGCAGAACCAAAUAUAUAUAUAUAUAUAGAACAAAUAUAGCUAAUAUAGCUCAGUUUGUGUUGCUCCUGUUUUUAAAGAAAGCUCUAAAUGAAAGAAAUCCCUGUAUUUUGUUGUUCCAGUUCAGAUUGUCAAACUAAGUAGCUGCUUUUGGAGAAUGUUGGCAAAACAUGCCACUGUUGUCCUAAACCUUGCCUUACAUACAUUGUGUGAUUGUGGUUAAUUUAAUUUGACAAUUAUAGGGCAAAACAGCCAAGCAAAAAAAAAAAAAAGGCAAAAAAAAAAAUCACCCAACCUCCUGUUGUUUACAAGUGUCAUUAAUCAAAAAGUGAGAAGAAACAGAAUUGUUAAAAUUGUGAAUCUGUUUGUGAGUUCUCAGCAGCCUAUUGCUAGCAUAGCUCACUGUGCUUUUUUCUAAACAAAUGAACAAAAAAUACCAACUCACCUCAGGAGAGGAAAGUUGUACAGACCGACCACCAAGCUGCAAUGUCAAACAUUUGUCUGUUAGAUGUAAAAAUAGGUCUUUGCUGGACUGCCUAGGACAGUUUUCUUCCUACAUGAACCUCAUUAUCUUGACAUGUUCAUGAUCAAUCAAUUGCAUGUGAACAGAACUAUAAUUGCCUAGGAGUUCUGCUAUGCUGUAUGACAGUACCACACCCUGGUAGUAUAAUAGGGUCUUUGAUUCAGCAGAUCUGUGGAUGUUAACUGAGUUGCUAACCGUUCCCUGAAGUGUUUUUGAAAUUGCCCCAGUGAAAUCCUAUUAGCUGUUCUUGUUUUAAAUCCCAUGCGUUACAUGUGAGAGGAAAAUAAGAAAUAAACUGCUGUUUUUAAUUGACUGCCACAUAAGGAUCUAUGUAUAAAGAGAGAAAGCAUAUUUUUCCUAUGGAUGUCCAGCCACAAAGCUGAAAAGACAACAAAUACAAGUGAGUCCUGGCUGAAGUAGCAGGCUACUGAACGUUCUUGUUUUCCAUUAUAAGAAUUUUGGUGAGAGGAGGGAGAUGAGAUGUCAUUCCAAAUAGUCAGCCUUACAUGCUGGUGAUCUGUGAAAAUUUAUGUUGAAGGUAAACUUGGUAUGAUUUUGCUUUGUAAUUUUAUGAUUAGAAUCUAGGCACUGAGGUAACAGGAGCUAAUGAACUUCUUUUAGAGUUCUUUUAGAGAAACACAUAGCUACCUUGUUGUUUGCAGAGCUUUUUUAGGGACCCAAAGUGGUUGAUUAUCCUUAUUUAACACACAUUGCCCCGCUUUCAGUGUAGUCUUUCCUGUUAAAGAUUCCUGCUAAAAUUUCAGCGCUGGAUUUCAGACUCUUGUGUUAGAUAUGUUUGUGGCAUGACAGCUUGUGUAUUGCUUUGACAAUUAUUUUUUUUUUACUGAUUAUUUUCCAAUGAAUGUUAUGUUUCGGGUGUCCAAGGCUGAGCUGGAAAAGGUUCUGACUUAGGCCUGUUAGCACAGAUAUAAAUAAAGCUUCUGAAGUGGACAGGAAUUUCACCAAAUUGAAAUAGCUGACUUGAAAAAUAAAAUGUUACAGUGAAUUUGAGAGUUACCAUUGUUCUCACCUGCUGUAUGCCUGAGUGUAAUACAACUAAAUGGCAAAAAUACCAUCUGAAAAAGGCAGUGAGCUUCUAAUCUUGAGCAAAAUCAUAAUAUCCACCUGGAUAACCAGAAAGGUGACCACUUGUAGGUCCAGUCAACCCCUUAUGCAGCCCUUCUGUACAAAGGAAGAUGGUGCAGGUUAUUUUGUCAGGUGCUGAAGGGAAACAUGCCAGGAGAGCCCACAUGGAGCUUUUCAGCCUUUCAGAUGUGUGCUGUUGCCUGGUGGGCUUCCAGGUGGGACCGGAACAUGGACUUCUUGUCUGUGAGGGCUGGGAAAGGGCUGGCUGGGGCUUCUGCUGAGCAACUCCUCAUCUUAGGCCAAGAAAUGAAUCUCCUUCAUUCCAUUUUAACUUAUCUUUGUUUAUCUAUGUUGUUUAAUGUAUAUUGCUGAACCGAUUGUUUUCUAUUAAAAGUACAUUUGUUA
Molecule: messenger RNA, 3203 nt
Organism: Meleagris gallopavo (turkey)
Lineage: Eukaryota; Metazoa; Chordata; Aves; Galliformes; Phasianidae
Source: RefSeq, a predicted model, not a curated record